AUGGCCCUCCCAAUCAUACCUCUCCUGGCAGCCCUCUUCCUCCUCGCCCAUCUCCUUCACAAACACAUCCUCCACCCCCUCUUCCUCUCCCCCCUCUCCUCCAUUCCUCCGGCCCACUGGUCCUCCCACUUCUCCUCCCUCUGGAUCCUCUCUCACCGGCACUCUCAAUCCGACACCUUCGCAAUCCACGCCGCACACACCCGUCUCGGUUCCAUCAUCCGUCUCGCACCCAACGAACUCUCCGUCAACUCCGUCAAUCGUGGCAUCCGAACCAUCUACGCCGGAGGUUUCGAGAAAGGCGAAUGGUACUCGGAAGGAUUCGCGAAUUUUGGCGUACCGCCGAUGUUUGGUAUGCACGGCGCGAGGGAACAUGGGAGGAGGAAAAGGAUGGUGAGUCAUGUUUAUGCCAAAUCAACGCUGCAAGGGAGUGAGGCAUUGGGUGGGAUUACGAAGGUAUUGGUGGAAAGGUUAAGAGGGAGGUUGAGUGAGGCGGCGAAGACGGGAGAGCAGGUGGAGAUGUAUGAGCUUUUCGCGGCGACGAUGAUGGAUUUUGUGACGGGGUAUGUGUUUGGAUUAGGGCAGGGGACGGAUUUUUUGAGGGAGGAGAAGAGGGCGAGGGAGUUUUUCAAGGGUUUCAAGGAACGGCAGAGGUUUACGUUUUGGGCGCAGGAGUGUGCGAGGUUGAUGAGGUGGGUAGGAUGGAUGGGUUUAAGGAGUUGGUUUGUGCCGAAGUGGGUGGAUGAGAGUAACGAGGAGAGCGAGAGGUGGGUGCUUGAGAUGUGUGAUCGAGCCGAAGAGGUGGUCCAAAGACAAGAAGCUGGAGUCAAAAAGACUGAGUCGAAAGACACCCCAAUCGUCUACGCUCAACUACGACAAUCCUUCAUCAAAGAAGCCCGUAAAGACACCAAAGACAACCCAUCCACCACUUCCAUCCUCCAAUCCUCCCAUCUCGACCUCGCCAGCGAACUCCUCGACCACGUCCUCGCCGGCUUCGACACCUCCAGCAUCACCCUGACCUAUCUCGCCUGGCAACUCAGCCGUCCCUCAAACGCCCACUGGCAAUCGCGCCUCCGCACCCAAAUCGCAACUCUCAACACCUCGCUCGACGCAAAACUCAUCGAUAACCUACCCAUCUUGCACGCGGUCCUCAUGGAAACUCUCCGUCUCCACGCCGCGAUCCACGGGAUCCAACCCCGUCUCACGCCGGAAGGGCUCUCGAGCCUCGGCGACCCGGAGGCCGGUCUCGUGGUGCGUGAUGUUCCCGGCGGUGCGAGGGUGCAGUCGCAAGCUUACUCUUUGCAUCGUAAUCCUGAGGUGUUUCCUGAGCCGGAGGAGUGGAGGCCUGCACGUUGGCUACCUUCUUCGCCUGCUUCCGAGACGAAGGUAGAGUAUGAAGCAAGGCAGAGAGAGCAACUGAGGUGGUUUUGGGCGUUUAGUUCGGGAGGAAGGAUGUGUGUGGGGAGUCAUUUGGCGAUGCUGGAUAUGAAGGCUACGAUUGUGGCGGUUUGGGGGAGGUUCGAUACGGCGAUUGGGGAUGAUGAGGGGAUGAAGGGUGUUAAUGGGGGGUAUAUGGCGGAACCGCUUGGUGUGUUUGAUGAGGAGGAUGGACAGAGGAAGAGGUUUUUGAGGUUGAGGCUGAAGGAACUUUGA
Zymoseptoria tritici IPO323 is the source of this 1650-nucleotide messenger RNA. It is a transcript of the gene CYP-2, whose product is annotated as putative P450 monooxygenase. Gene Ontology annotation, molecular function: heme binding; oxidoreductase activity, acting on paired donors, with incorporation or reduction of molecular oxygen; iron ion binding. Bases 1 to 1650 code for a protein of 549 amino acids. Lineage: Eukaryota; Fungi; Ascomycota; Dothideomycetes; Mycosphaerellales; Mycosphaerellaceae. The transcript has a single exon. The record is from RefSeq and is a predicted model, not a curated record.